Diospyros lotus (date-plum) is the source of this 2028-nucleotide messenger RNA. Its product is annotated as L-type lectin-domain containing receptor kinase IX.1-like. Gene Ontology annotation, cellular component: plasma membrane. Gene Ontology annotation, biological process: protein phosphorylation. Gene Ontology annotation, molecular function: ATP binding; carbohydrate binding; protein kinase activity. The transcript has a single exon. The record is from RefSeq and is a predicted model, not a curated record. Bases 1 to 2028 code for a protein of 675 amino acids. Lineage: Eukaryota; Viridiplantae; Streptophyta; Magnoliopsida; Ericales; Ebenaceae.
AUGGCGAAUUUGCAGUCCAUUCCCUUUUGUUGGUUUAUCAUCUUCCUGGUGCUACUCCCCUUUGCAACCUCAGUUUCUUUCAACUUCACCAGUUUCCAGCCAAACACACAAGAGAUACACUAUGAAGGAGAUGCAUUUCCAGACGGCAAAGUGAUCCAAGUAACCAAGAAUCAACUGGACAGUAGCCUCACCCGAAGCGUGGGACGAGCCUCCUAUGCUGAUCCAAUUCGGCUUUGGGACUCCCGAUCAGGGAAGUUGACAGACUUCACUACUCACUUCUCCUUCGUCAUCAAGGCGGUUAACGAAGAACUGUAUGGCGAUGGACUUACCUUCUUCCUCGCUCCGGCUGGUGCUACAAUUCCGGCCAAUUCAACGGGGGGUUACCUUGGCCUGUUGACAAACUCUUCUUCCUUGAUCAGCCCUAAAGGAAAACCGAUUGUUGCUGUUGAGUUUGAUACCUAUAAAGAUAGCUGGGAUCCUAGUUCAGACCAUGUUGGCAUCAAUAUCAAUUCAAUUGAGUCGGUGACUAGUGUUACAUGGAAAAGUAGCAUCAAGAAUGGAUCUACGGCAAAUGCUUGGGUGAGUUACAAUUCCAGCACCAAAAAUUUUAGUGUAUUUCUAACUUACGCUGAUAAACCAGUUUUUAUGGGGAAUUCUAGCCUUUCCUACGUUGUAGAUCUGAGAGGCGUUUUGCCAGAAUGGGUAACUGUGGGUUUUUCGGCUGCCACAAGCCAGUGGAUUGAGAUACAUAACGUUAUCUCAUGGAACUUCACCUCAACCUUAGAGGGUGACGAGAAGAACCACAUAAAGUUGGUGAUUGGCCUGGUUGUGGGUAUUAGUGUUCUGAGUUGUGGGAUUGGCUUGUUUUGGUUCAUCAAGUGUCGAAAGAGAGUUAUUAAAGGAAGCAAAGACACCUUUGAUCUUGAUGUAGACGAUGAUGACCUUGGAACUGGACCAAGAAGAUUCACAUUUGAUGAACUAAGUCGAGCAACCGAUAAAUUUGCAGCCGAAGGAAAGCUUGGAGAAGGGGGAUUUGGAGGUGUUUACAGAGGUUUACUAAGUAAAACAAACACAGAGGUAGCUGUUAAGCGUGUCAAGAGCGGAUCAAAGCAAGGCAAAAAGGAGUAUCUAUCGGAAGUGAAGAUCAUCAGCCGGUUGAGGCACCGGAAUUUGGUUCAACUCAUCGGUUGGUGUCACGACCAGGGCGAGUUCCUCCUGGUGUACGAGUUUAUGCCAAAUGGGAGCCUCGAUUCCCACCUAUUUGGUGCCAAAGCAAAGCUACCAUGGACGGUGAGGUACAAAAUAGCCCUGGGCUUGGCUUCUGCAUUGCUCUAUCUUCACGAAGAGUGGGAACAAUGCGUUGUUCACCGAGACAUCAAGUCAAGUAACAUAAUGCUGGAUUCAAAUUACAAUGCCAAGCUCGGGGAUUUCGGUUUGGCUAGGCUUGUUGAUCAUGAACUGGGCUCACAAACAACUGUGUUGGCCGGCACAAUGGGGUACUUAGCGCCAGAAUGCGUCACCACAGGGAAAGCAAGUAAAGAAUCCGAUGUUUACAGCUUCGGUGUAGUGGGCCUUGAAAUCGCUUGUGGAAGGAAGCCAGUGGAACUAGGGGUCGAACCCCGUAAAGUGAGAUUAGUAGAAUGGGUUUGGGAUCUUUAUGGAGAUGGCCGAAUACUCGAAGCAGCCGAUGAGGGAUUGAAGAAGGAAUCCGAUGAGCGGCAACUGGAGAGAUUGAUGAUAGUCGGGUUAUGGUGUUGCCAUCCAGAUCAUACUUUCCGACCGUCUAUAAGACAAGUGAUUAGUGUUCUGAACUUUGAAGCUCCACUACCGGGCCUUCCAGCAAAGCUGCCGGUGCCGCUGUACUUUGCUCCUCCAAUGAAGAUGUGCAGGUUUUCGUAUACGUCGUCGGUUGGUUUGACAGAGUCGGAGAGAAAUAGGACUCAGAGUUCGAGUGGCAGUUGCACUAAUUCAUCGAUUUCAGCAGGUUCUUCUGAAGCUCUCCUGAAACUUCCAGGGGAUCAUGCAUAG